UUUUUUUUUUUUUUUUAAAUAAGAACUUCAAGUUGACAUGGCACAUAAUCGAAGGAAAAAUCACAAAAUUCCAACAUGUUUUCCAACUAUGGGAGACUGAAUAUCAUUACAAACUGACCACUCUGACACCCGAAAAAAUCUAUACAUAAAUACUUUAUAUUAUACAAUUUCAUUUAACAGUCUUUGAUUAUUGGCUGUGCGUUUAAUUCUUUUCCCUGUUGGGUGGUAGAUUCUGAGAGCUAUAUAAGGAGGGGAAUAAGCUGGCUGUGAGGCAGGUCAUUCUUGAGGAAGAGAGCGUAUCGCUCUUAGUAGGAGAAGGGAGGGAGAACUAUUACCACCACCAACAGCGGAGAAUAAUGGAUGGGGAUAGAGAGGAUUCUUGGCCCCGAAAGGUUCAUGAUGAGGAACAGUUGAGUGUUGAGAUUCCUGAGACUGCUCAUCAGAUUAGCAGUGAUUCAUGGUUUCAAGUGGGUUUUGUGCUCACAACCGGUGUCAACAGUGCCUACGUACUGGGAUAUUCUGCGACUAUUAUGGUUCCUCUGGGUUGGGUUGUUGGUAUAGUUGGUUUGAUUAUAGCUGCCGCAAUAUCAUUGUAUGCAAAUUCUCUUGUUGCCAAUCUUCAUGAAUUUGGGGGGAAGAGACACAUCAGAUACAGAGAUCUUGCAGGAUAUAUUUACGGUAAGCAAGCAUAUUCUAUUACAUGGGGAUUGCAAUACGUUAAUCUUUUCAUGAUUAACACUGGAUACAUUAUUUUGGCUGGUCAGGCUCUCAAGGCCGUCUAUGUUCUUUUUAGGGAUGACAAUGAAAUGAAGCUCCCAUACUUUAUUGCCAUUGCUGGAUUUGUAUGUGCUUUGUUUGCCAUUUCGAUUCCCCAUUUGUCAGCCCUAAGAAUUUGGCUAGGAGUUUCAACAGUCCUCAGUCUGAUAUAUAUCAGUAUAGCCAUUGUUCUCUCAAUUAGAGAUGGCCUCAAAGCACCACCGAGGGAUUAUAGCAUUCCAGGAACCUCAGCAUCUAAAAUAUUUACAUCAAUUGGGGCAGGUGCUAGCCUUGUUUUUGCAUUUAACACAGGAAUGCUUCCAGAGAUACAGGCAACAAUAAGGCAACCUGUUGUUAGUAACAUGAUGAAGGCACUGUAUUUUCAAUUCACAAUUGGAAGUUUGCCAUUGUUUGCUGUCGCCUGGAUUGGUUAUUGGGCUUAUGGAAAUUCAACAACAACCUAUUUGCUUAGCAGCGUCAAUGGUCCAGUUUGGGUGAAGACAGUAGCCAACAUUUCUGCUUUCCUGCAAUCUGUCAUUUCUUUGCACAUUUUUGCAAGUCCAAUGUAUGAGUACUUGGAUACCAAGUUUGGGAUUAAAGGUAGUCCAUUAGCAAUCCGCAACUUGUCUUUUCGAUUUGGGGUGAGAGGUGGCUACCUAACCAUUAACACAUUGGUGUCAGCUCUUCUGCCUUUCCUUGGAGAUUUUGAAAGCCUUACUGGGGCUAUCAGCACCUUCCCCCUUACAUUUAUCCUAGCUAACCACAUGUACCUAAGGGCAAAAAAGAACAUACUAACCAAUUGGCAAAAGCAAUGGCAUUGGCUCAAUGUUUGUUUCUUUGGCUGUAUGUCUCUCGCAGCAGCAGUUGCAGCUCUGAGGCUUAUUGCAGUAGAUUCCAAGACUUACCAUUUUUUUGCAGAUUUAUGAUGAUUUUUGUAAUGGGGAGAUUCAAUUAAACCCCUUCUUCAGAAAUCAGAAAAUGUGUCACAGUGAUCAAGUAACGUUUAGAUUUCUUCUUCUAUUUGGCUUUUGCUUGUAGCUUUAAGCAUGGAAUAAAAUAGUUUAUUUUUCAA
Hevea brasiliensis (rubber tree) is the source of this 1828-nucleotide messenger RNA. Its product is annotated as proline transporter 2. Gene Ontology annotation, cellular component: plasma membrane. The transcript has 7 exons. NCBI's taxonomy places the organism in Eukaryota, Viridiplantae, Streptophyta, Magnoliopsida, Malpighiales, Euphorbiaceae. The coding region runs from base 357 to 1682 and encodes 441 amino acids. The record is from RefSeq and is a predicted model, not a curated record.